Molecule: messenger RNA, 604 nt
Organism: Pecten maximus
Lineage: Eukaryota; Metazoa; Mollusca; Bivalvia; Pectinida; Pectinidae
Product: peritrophin-1-like
Exons: 4
Coding region: 83-511 (142 amino acids)
Cellular component (GO): extracellular region
Molecular function (GO): chitin binding
Source: RefSeq, a predicted model, not a curated record
UGUCUAUAUAAACCCAGGCCAGAGUUUAUUACACUAAAUCAUCAGCUCACAGCAAGUUUGGUACCGACUCCAUUGAAACACAAUGAUGACUCCCAAGCUUCUCCUGUUCGCGUGUGUAUCAUGGAUGUGCGGUCACGUGAUGGCUGUGCCAGCUCCGGGUGGAUUUUGCAGUGCAAAAUCGAACGGUGAUUACAAACAUCCCAACAGCUGUGGUGAGCACAUCAAGUGCAGCAAUGGAAUGGCCCACGUGUUUGAUUGUCCAGUAAACCUCGUGUGGCAUGACGGCCUGAAACGCUGUGAAUACGUCAGCGACGAUGCUGCUUGUAACAACCCUCCCCCUUUCUCUUGUGUGGGACGCCCGAGUGGUAACUAUGCCUACCCAGGUGACUGUAGCAAAUUCUACAUGUGUUCCAACGAACACAAAUGGGCCAUGGAUUGUCCAGCCACGACCCACUAUGAUGUUUCGCUCAAGGUAUGCAACCACGUCGUGGACGCGAAUUGCGUACUGUAAUGUGGAUAUUGCCAAGACCCCGACCAACGUUUCAUCAGUAUUCCUUGUACUACCAGCAAUGUUGACCAUUCAAUAAACUGAUUUUCGGUUUUA